This is a messenger RNA of Nestor notabilis (Kea), 282 nucleotides long. It is a transcript of the gene SPCS1, whose product is annotated as signal peptidase complex subunit 1 homolog (S. cerevisiae). NCBI's taxonomy places the organism in Eukaryota, Metazoa, Chordata, Aves, Psittaciformes, Psittacidae. The transcript has 4 exons. The coding region runs from base 1 to 282 and encodes 93 amino acids. Gene Ontology annotation, cellular component: signal peptidase complex; endoplasmic reticulum membrane. The record is from RefSeq and is a predicted model, not a curated record. Gene Ontology annotation, biological process: protein targeting to ER.
AUGCAAACACAGGACUACAAGGGUCAAAAAUUAGCUGAACAGAUUUUUCAAGGAAUCAUUCUUGUCUCUGCAAUAAUUGGUUUCAUCUAUGGCUACAUCACUGAGCAGUUCGGAUGGACCGUCUACAUAGUUAUGGCUGGAUUUGCUUUAUCGUGUUUGCUAACGCUCCCUCCGUGGCCUAUGUACCGCCGCAAUCCUCUGAAGUGGCUCCCUGUCCAAGAGUCAGGAACAGAAGAAAAGAAGCCAGCAGACAGAAAGCCAAAGAGACAUGCUAAAAGCUAA